Molecule: messenger RNA, 816 nt
Organism: Brassica oleracea var. oleracea
Lineage: Eukaryota; Viridiplantae; Streptophyta; Magnoliopsida; Brassicales; Brassicaceae
Exons: 2
Coding region: 1-816 (271 amino acids)
Source: RefSeq, a predicted model, not a curated record
AUGAUUGCACUCCUUGUGUAUGUUGAUGAUAUUAUUAUCACAGGAAGUGAUAAAGAAGGUAUCAAAGCAACCAACGAGUUUCUUAAGUCUAUGUUUGAAAUCAAAGACUUGGGAGAAAUGAAAUACUUUCUUGGAAUUGAGAUUUGUAGAUCCAAGGAAGGUUUAUUCAUGUCCCAAAGGAAGUAUACACUUGAUCUUUUGAAAGGUGCAGGUGCUUAUGGGGGCAAGACAGCAAGGAUGCCCAUGGAGGAUGGCUACAAAGUACCAAGAGAGGGGGAGAUUGAAGACAGCAAGCCAUUUCAUGAUCCUAAACUCUAUAGAAAACUUGUUGGCAAAUUGAUUUAUCUUACCAUUACAAGGCCUGAUAUAUGCUUUGCUGUGAAUCAGGUGACUCAACACAUGCAGGUUCCCAAGGAACAUCAUUGGCGCAUGGUGGAAAGGCUGUUGAUGUAUCUGAACGGCUCGCCUGAUCAAGGAGUAUGGAUGGGGUGCAAUGGAAGCACUGAAGUGGUGGGCUAUUGUGAUGUAGAUUGGGCAGGAGAUAGAGCUGACAGGAGAUCAACAACCGGCUAUUGCACAUUCAUUGGAGAAGCUGAGUAUAGAGCUAUGCUGAAGCUGACCAACGAGCUGGUGUGGAUCAAAGGCAUCUUGAAGCAUUUGGAGAUUGAUCAAGCCACACCAAUGACCAUGCAUUGUGAUAACCAAGCAGCCAUCCACAUUGCCUCUAACUCGGUGUUCCAUGAGAAAACUAAGCACAUUGAGGUUGAUUGUCACAAAGUGAGGCAGAUGAUUGUUCUAGGAGUGAUCUUGCCAUAG